GUCCUAAAGUCCUAAGGGACUGUGUUUGUCAUUUGUUAGGGAAUACAACAGGUGCAAAUUACAGUGAUGAUCCAGGGGCUUGAAACUGAAAGGAAUGCUAAAGAUCAUGUCCUUUGCCAAAUGUCAGAUCUUGUCCGGAUGCCACACAUUUCCCAGCAGGCCUUCUGAUUAGGGGCAGUAAUUGAUGGUGUGGCAGAUGAACAUAGGCAACUGUCCUCAGAUGUCACUGGAGCAGGAUGAGUCAAGAACACAGUCACAGGUUCAGCUUACUCCUGGACAGAGUCUGAGAUUUCACCCAUUUUGUGUCUUUGCACAAUUUACAACAUGCGCUCACCGGAGACUGUGUUAAUGGUUGCUUUCAUAAGCUUAAGUCAUUACAAAUGACACUGACAUUAUCUGUCAUUUUUAAUGGCAGGUUGCCAAACAUGCAAGGCAUCCUCAUUGCUCCACCGUUUUCGUGACUAUGUUCAAUAAAGAUAUUAUUGACUGUGACACAUUAUUACUCACUGUGUCACCUACACCCAUUUGGCAUCCCUCGGAAAAAUGAUUUGCUGCAGGGGUUUGUCACAAGACAAAAUCUGCCCAAGCAUCCGAAAACGGAGUAGCAACAGAGAAGCCUAUUGGCCAAGAGAUUGCAGCAGCUGAAAUAGCUAUGUAAACACUUUCCCUCUCUCCGUGAGCCCCAGUAAUUAUAGCCAGGAUGCCGGUGACGACAGUUGUCCCAUCGAGACUUCAAAUGCUGGAAUAAAUUUGACAUUAUGACAUUUGAUCCUGUCUCCAAUGGCGCGCCCACGUAAACACUGGGGAGCGGUAUAAAGGCUGGGUACCCCGGCUGGAACAGAAGUUGUUUACCCUUUUGCUCAACGCACCCGGACAUAACCUGACAUGAGGUGUGAUUAGAAGUAGGGGCCCUUUAAAUCCAGCCGGGGUUUUUACGUAACACAGCAGAGGAAAACUGAGGGGGGAAGCACCGGAGAGGGGACUUGACAAUUUGCGACGAGUGGAUGUGAAUGUGUUAGAGUGGCCAGAGCGCACGGUGCACAGGAACUACAGCGAACUGAGGAUUUAUACAGGAGGGCACCGAAAACUCAUUUGUAGAAGAAGAGUUUCCAGGCCAUCGAUCCUUUGGCCCUCGCUGGCAAACCCUCAGUGACCUCUGAGAGAAAAGUGCAACAGGAGAAAGGGGGGAAAUUGCCAUUUAAAAACGCCCCUGGGUAUUGAGUGGCCUGCGUCAUGGCAGCCAUUGAUCUGGAGCGCGGACUGGAACACGGCGGUCGCGGCUGGGGGCAGGAGAGGCCAGAGCUGAUGGACAACUUCGACUCAGAGAUGCAGGAAUGGGAAGACCAGCUGCAGGACAUUCAGAGGAAAAUUGAAAAGUUGUACAAUGAAGUUCAGGCCCGUAGAGGAGGAAAUGAUAUGACCGCUGACAACCAGAAAAAUGAGUUGGAGUGUGGCCUAGGACAUCACGGUAAUGGCCUUUUUGCACCUGGCCAUCACAGCAAGAAUCACUCUGGAGCUAUAAAUAUGCCACAUCACUAUAGUAAUGGAUGUAACUACGGUCCUGGUGGGUACAGCUACCCUGUGAGUCAUCAGAAUGGCUAUGGUUACUGCCACACCAAUGGUGUUUCAGAGAUCGGAGACUUACUUCAGGAUUAUUUGGGACAGGGGAAACAGAUGAGCCGGAAGAACAAUGGAGCUCGCCAUGUGCACUUCAGUGACACAAUCAAAGUGAGCGAGGGCAUCCCAGCAUACCAGGAUGAGAUCAAAACACGACCUGGAAAUGAAAGCAGGGUUGGCCAAGAGCAGUUUUAUGGCAGUGUUGAGGAGACUGAAAACAGGAAGAAUCGAGUGUCUCACAUGAAGAACUCCCCUCGUAGAGAGAGUUCCCCCAGUAAAGAGAACGCAGGUGCCAAACCCCCACUUAGACAAAGAGAAGCUUCUCCUGUACAACUACGCCCAGGCUCACAGCUCCCAAUGGUAACCACUGAAUCUCCCGCUCUGGAGAGAAAGACCUUCAGUCCAGGUGUGCUCGGAGACAGGAAGUGCGGCAGCCCCUCUGUUCUCAGGAAGUUUGGUGCCAUGCUCCAUGAAAAUGAAGGAAAGCUUCUCACUGAAUCUGGGGUGGUGACCCAUCAGGGACUGGCUACAGAGCCAAAGUGCCCCACCCCUGGCUGUCAGCGCAAAGCUCUGGGAGCCACUGCAGUUGGCGGCAGGGUGCCCAUGCGUGUGCCUACCCAGAAAUGCCAAGCAGAUUGUGACGUGCUGACAGCAGAUGCAGAGUCCAGCCAAGAUUGGGGGUUAGCGUCAGACUCUGGUAGACAGAACCAUAAGGAUCAGAGAGGAGGCUACUGCAGCUCUAAAGGGUCCCAGCCCAGUCCUCAGCAGUCCCAGCGGAGAUCACAGGUGGUGGGAAGUCCAAAGCUUAAGCCAAGGGUUCACAGUGGGACAGACAGAGAUGGAGGACUGGCAAGGAAGCCCACACCCCACCUUGGGGAGCCCAAAAUGGACUAUAGGGUCUCAAAUUCUUCACCUGGAGCUCAGAGGAUCCAGAGGGGUGGGUUUGUUGGUCAGUCAGAGAUGGCAGGUUGUGGUGGGAUGAGGGAUGAUGGACUUAUUGAGCUGCUGGACAUGCUGGAGAUUGAACACAAGUACAGCUCCAAUUCCAGAACAGGACAUACCGCCUACAGACAGGAUGCAGAGCUGGCAAAUCCAACUGAAUUUUCCACAUCAAAGCCGACAAAGAGCUUCUCUCGCCCGGCACGGCCAGCCAAUCAGCGACCUCCGUCCAGAUGGGCUAGUCGUACCCCUACUGCCAGGAUCACUGCCCCAUCAGGUCCAAUGUACCGGCCCCCAAGUCCCCUGACUCGUACCCCUAGUCCCAUGACACGAGCCCCAAGUCCUGCCCUGAAGCACCGGCCUCUCAUGUCCUAUUCUCUUCAGACUGAAACUGUCAUCAUGUGAUACUUUGGUUUUAAUAAAGUUUGCUGCCAUCCCUCAAAACCCACAUGAGAUUCCCAACCAUUUAACACCCUCUCUGUCUGUAAAUAUUAGGGAAACUUCUAUUAAACCAAAAGCUUUACAAGAGAUGCUUUACAUCAGAAGUGUUUCUGUUCAUCUGUUCAUCUCCACAUUCUCCAGUGUUGCUGUGGCUUUUUGCUUCUUCUGUGCUCAAACUUUGCCAACACGUACAUAUUGCUUAUUGCCACUUCCCUCCUUUUUGUAUUGAAUUUCAGGUGUUCCUUGUGAAAUGAGAUUUAAGCAUGCAGCCCACGUUUGAGGGUGCAUGCUCAUGUGUUAAAUCCUCGUGGUCGCCAUGCUGAAUCAAAUUCAACCUGGCCACCAUUUGGAGCAGAUUAAGUUGCAACUGGGCUCCCAGCAGCAAAAUACUAACUGUCAACAACAGUGUGUUUUACUGUAUCAUAUUGUCAAAGUAAUAUAUUUAAGAUGUUCAAAUAACAGCUGUGACAAAUGACUAUAAUAUGCCUUUAAUGUAUUUUUUCUUGUUAAUAAAUAUGACAGUGCUUUGA
Sphaeramia orbicularis (orbiculate cardinalfish) is the source of this 3527-nucleotide messenger RNA. RefSeq lists its product as uncharacterized. The transcript is spliced from 6 exons. The coding region runs from base 1234 to 2961 and encodes 575 amino acids. Lineage: Eukaryota; Metazoa; Chordata; Actinopteri; Kurtiformes; Apogonidae. The record is from RefSeq and is a predicted model, not a curated record.